Molecule: messenger RNA, 906 nt
Organism: Orbilia oligospora ATCC 24927
Lineage: Eukaryota; Fungi; Ascomycota; Orbiliomycetes; Orbiliales; Orbiliaceae
Exons: 3
Coding region: 1-906 (301 amino acids)
Source: RefSeq, a predicted model, not a curated record
AUGCCCGCACUUUACGCACAAAUAAAUCUGAUGGCCUUCGAAACAGCAAGCGCACACCCGGAGUUGAACCACGGUCAUUCGUUGGCCCACGUUUCGAUUUCUGGCCUUAAUCCUAGUGAGUUCCUCUGCGGUCUAAUCAAAAUUCAGUCGAUUAAAGGUAUCCAGACUGUCUCCGUCUCGCAAGAGACUUCCCAUCAUCCUCUCCAGGCCAUAGCAUUCAGGCAACCGUUUAAACUCGAGACCGUAUUUACUUAUACCCAACCGAAUCUCAAGUUCUCCGUUAAACCGGAAUUAAACGCUCCACCGUCACCCGAAGAAAACCCAACAGACGUUUUUUCAUUCACUCAACCAGGGUCCGGAUUCGCUGUCCCUCCACCGGCUCCACCGGCUCCUACAAAAUCCUUCUCGGAUCUUCGAUACAUAGACGACUUUCCUAGUGAUUGGCAAGAAGAAUUGCCUACUGGCUAUAUCCAAAGAGCGGGAAAACUCGAAGCCACACACAUAAAGGCUGCCCCCGACGCAUCUAAAAAGUCAGUCAAGGCUAUAGGAGGUUGGGAAGUCCUUACAAGUUUCGAACCCGAGACAGAUAUCGAAAACUUUCUUAUUCCAGCAGAAGAGGAAGAGGAGAGCGGAAAAGUAGACAUUACCGCAUUUGAAGUUAAGGACAAUAUUGCCACAAGGAAAGAGUGGAAGCCUGUUACUCAAUUCGAAGACGAGCUCGACAUAAGCAAGUUUGUCCAGGAAGAACUGGAGAGUCGAGAACCCAAAGAAUCUAAACCGGAAGGAACCGAAGAAGCCAAACCGGCACCUAAGAAGGAAACACCGUUAUUGACGUACCCAAAGAUUGAAGCCCUGCUUCCGUCAAAGGACAACAUUAUCGUCUAUACCCGCCAGGUUCUUACCUAA